AUGGCUGACGACGAUGUUGCCACAAGGGCACCGGAGAGUGAUGCAAAGGAGCCCAGCAUGAUGUCCUCUGAAGAUACGCCAGCCCAAAAAGGGGCGAGCAUGGGAGAGCACUGCGUGACAGAUCGACCUUCUCCUCUUGGGGAUCAGCAGCCAAGUGGUGAGAUAUCGAAGAUUGCAGAUGUGGAGGUCUACAUUACAAAACCUAGCGACUACCCUCAUCUCCCGUCCAAGCUUCUGCUCUUUCUGAGCAGUGGUACCGGCAUACACUCCAAGAACAAUCAGCUUCAAGCAGACAAGUAUGCCAGCGAGGGUUUCCUGGUGGUCAUGCCCGACCAAUUUGCUGGAGACCCUGCACCCAACAGUGCAACAGAUCCAAAUGCCGAUGAACAGAAUCCGUCCGUGAUCGAGAGAGUCAAGCUGGGUUUCGCAACUACAGCUAAAUCCUUCAUGGUAGACAUGUGGCUGGCCAGACAGACGCCGGAGAAGGUCCUUCCUGUGUUACGGAAGGUGGUCGAGGGUGCAAAAGAGGAAUUUGCAGAUGCAGUUGCCAAUGGAGGAGGUGUCUACGCUGUUGGCUAUUGUUUCGGGGGGAAAUAUGUCUGUCUGCUAGCCGCCGAAUUGCCCGACUCCGCUGCUCACGGUCAGGCACCGCCGAAAGAUGAAGAAGCUGGGAUGGCGAAAGUAGAGCCACUGAUCAAAGCGGGAGCUCUAGCUCAUGGCACACUAAUAACGACAGAUGAUCUCGAAGCCAUCAGAUCACCCAUAUCAAUGGCUUGCGUGGAGAACGACCAGCUAUUCCCAGACGACGUCCGGACUGCAGGUCAAACAUAUCUGGAGGAGAACAAGGUCAAGCACGAAGUCAGAGUCUACUCGGGUGUGCCUCAUGGCUUUGCUGUUGUAGGGGAGUACGAGGAUCCGAAGAUUCAAGAGGCGCAGAAAGAGGCUUUUGAGCAAAUGGUUGAGCAUAUUGACGCAGCUGAGCUGCGCCCUCCCACGGCUGCUCAGUCGGUCUACAGAGAAGAUUGUACGCAAUGUUUUGAUUCCAUAGAUGAUGCAACGGGACUGAAUGUAUGCCUGUCCUGCUUCAACGGAGGAUGCACUGGAGAACGGGACCAUGCGCAUUUACACAGCCAGAACUCGAAGCAUCCGUUGGUGCUGAACAUACAAAGAACGAAAAAGAAAAUCAAGCGCGAUGAGCCACCCCAGAAGAUCUCGAAGCUCGCGAUAGCAGCAGAAACCGAGGAGGACCGUUACGAUACCGACACUCGUGUCGAGUGCUACGAAUGUGGGGUGAAGAAUGUGGAUAGAACAAGUGGAAAGCUGCCGGGGAUCAUAGAUGGUGUUCUCAAGGCCAACACAUUCGCACGACAGGCAGAAGUACAAGCAUGGGAGCAAGAAUACACAGCAUGUGAACAUACAUUAUGCUUAGAACAAGAACAAUCUCGGAACAUCGAUUCUCAGGAUUUGGGACACUGCUCUAUGUGUGAUUUGAAAGAGAACUUAUGGUUGUGUCUUCAGUGUGGGAAUCUGGGCUGCGGUCGUGCUCAAUAUGGGGGCGUAGGCGGAAAUGGUCACGGCCUCAAGCACACAGAGCUGGCUUCUCAUGCCGUAGCAGUCAAAUUAGGAUCUAUCACGCCGGAAGGAACGGCAGACAUAUACUGCUACGCGUGCGAUGAGGAGCGUACGGAUCCGGAGCUUGCCCAGCACCUUGCUCACUGGGGGAUCAACAUCGCCGAGCGAGAGAAGACUGAGAAGAGUCUUACGGAGAUGCAGAUCGAGCAGAAUCUUAAGUGGGACUUCUCCAUGACUACUGAGGAUGGCAAGGAACUCAGCCCACUCUUUGGCAGUGGUUUCACUGGCCUAAAGAAUCUGGGUAACAGCUGUUAUUUAGCCAGCAUACUACAAUGUCUUUUCACCAUGUCCAGCUUUCAGAACCGUUACUAUCAUCCACAGGAUCCUCCACCGAUAGCACAAGCUCCUGCGGAAGACCUCGAGACCCAGUUGAGAAAGUUAGCGGAUGGUCUGCUGUCGGGUCGCUAUUCGCAUCCGGACACGGAUGUUGUUGCUUCGGAGUAUUCUGCCGAAAUUCCUAACCAGAAAGGUCUUGCACCUGCUAUGCUCAAACACCUCAUCGGACGAGGCCAUGAGGAGUUUUCCACCAUGCGCCAACAAGAUGCUUUUGAGCUCCUCCUUCACCUUCUCAAGCUCAUUACUCGCUCCUCGCACACCGCGCCCCUUCAAGAUCCGGUUCAUUCUUUCCGCUUUGUUAUGGAACAACGACUGCAAUGUAUAUCUUGCGAAAAGAUUCGAUAUCGAACGGACGAGCAAGACAACAUCUCCAUUCCGGUUCCAGUCAGACGAAAGCCUUCGGUCGCCAAUGGCGCUGCGGAUAGCGAAAAGCCAAAGGAUGAAUUCGAACCUGUCAGUCUUAAAGAGUGUCUAGAUACCUUCACAGCUGCCGAAGUUGUAGAGCUUACAUGCCCUUCGUGUGCUAGUAAAGACGGCUUCACUAAACGCUCGCUCUUCAAGACUUUCCCGGCCACUCUUGCAGUCAACGCCCGGCGAUUCGAACUUGUCAAUUGGGUACCAACGAAGCUCGAUGUGCCAGUCGUAGUAGGUGAUCAACCCUUUGAUCUAGGCGACUACAAGUCUCCAGGACAUCAAGAUAACGAAGAGCUCCUGCCUGAAGAUGUAACUGCUACCGGCGCGCCAGCAUUCGCUCCCAAUGAGACUGCAGUUUCUCAACUCGAAGGGAUGGGCUUCCCACGAGUGCGAUGCGAGAAAGCACUGCACGCUACCGGCAACACUGACUCUGAAACAGCAAUGAACUGGUUGUUCACACAUAUGGAAGACCCCGAUAUCGAUGAACCCCUCAACCUAGGUGGUUCGGGCAGCGGCGGUGGGGCUUCCGCGGGCAUCAGCCCGGAGAGCAUUGAAAUGCUGGGAGCCAUGGGAAUCGGAGCCCCGCAGGCACGUAAGGCGUUGAAGGAAACAGGCGGAGACAUUGAAAGAGCAGUGGACUGGGUGUUCAGUCAUCCGGAUGAUCAGGGUGAUUUUGGUGGGGAUGAUGCUGCAACAGAUGUCCCCGCCCCAGAAGGUGAAAAGGCAAUGGCUGGCAAUACAGAUCUGCCUGCGAACUUUCGUUUGCAGAGCAUUGUCUGCCAUAAAGGGGCGAGUAUCCAUGCAGGACACUACGUCGCGUUCAUACGCAAACCGAUUCCUGCUAAAGAAGGUGGGGGUGAGUCCUGGGUCCUAUUCAACGACGAGAAAGUGGUCAAAGCCCAGGGAGAUGUGGACGAAAUGAAAAAGUUUGCCUACGUCUACUUCUUUGAGAGAGUAUGA
Messenger RNA from Letharia lupina, 3342 nucleotides. RefSeq lists its product as uncharacterized. NCBI's taxonomy places the organism in Eukaryota, Fungi, Ascomycota, Lecanoromycetes, Lecanorales, Parmeliaceae. Gene Ontology annotation, molecular function: zinc ion binding; protein binding; cysteine-type deubiquitinase activity. The transcript has 11 exons. The record is from RefSeq and is a predicted model, not a curated record. Gene Ontology annotation, biological process: protein deubiquitination. Bases 1 to 3342 code for a protein of 1113 amino acids.